AUGGGGGCUAUUGAUGAGACAUUCUUCAUAGGUGCCGGUGUGAAGUCUUGGAAUUCACAAUAUGGCCGAUCUGAGCUGCUUAUGCAUGGAAAGCGUAUUUGCAAGGAAGCUCGUGAUAUUUUCUUGGGUACCAAUUUGAGCUUGUCUGCAAAGAUACCAGUUGUAUAUUGGUAUUAUCGGACAGAGUCUCACCCAUCGGAGCUCACAACGGGGUACUACAACACUUCAGCAAGAGACAGGUACUUACCAGUGGCUCAGAUGCUUGUCACUUAUGGAUUCAGUAUGUGCUGCUCUUCUUUCGACCUCCAAGACAAUAAACAGAGGAGCAAAUACAGUAGCCCAGAGGGCUUUCUCAGAGGUCUGAUUGCAGCUAAUAGGACCUCCAACAUACCAUUUGAAGCUGAAGUUGUUGACACUUGUUUAGAUGAUGAUUUCAUCAAACAAGUCGUGAAGAUGUCUAAGGUUUACUGCAGUUGGCUAGAAAGGCCUAACUUCUCAUUCAAUGUGAGACUAGACUUGGACAUGUUUGAUGAUUGGGCUGAGUGUUAUAGUCGGUUUAGACGUUUUGUUAGGGAGAUGUGUGAUGGAAACCUUGGACUAUAG
Messenger RNA from Prunus avium (sweet cherry), 603 nucleotides. Lineage: Eukaryota; Viridiplantae; Streptophyta; Magnoliopsida; Rosales; Rosaceae. The record is from RefSeq and is a predicted model, not a curated record.